Molecule: messenger RNA, 1163 nt
Organism: Umbelopsis ramanniana AG
Lineage: Eukaryota; Fungi; Mucoromycota; Umbelopsidomycetes; Umbelopsidales; Umbelopsidaceae
Exons: 1
Coding region: 107-919 (270 amino acids)
Source: RefSeq, a predicted model, not a curated record
GCGCAGACCAAGUUUACCGACUGAAUUGGAUGGAAAAGCAAGUGACUCGUCAGUUCGUACAUCACUGGACCAUACCCCUGUACGCCAUAGCGUGCAUCUUUCCCGAAUGGACGAUGACUACUUUGAUUCCUCCGCUGAACCACCACGUGCUCCAAACAUGGGCUCCGGCCACUUGUCGCCGGCGAAAUCCGGCGAGGAGUCCAGUGGAAGUUCACAAUUUGAUACCCCACCCAGCUCCUGGGAAGAUAACCCUGAUGAUCAAACCAUGUGUGAAAAGGAUUCGUUUGUAUCCUACAGCUUUGAGCCUGAAACCUAUGUGGAAUCGCUGGAGCGAAGAGCCUAUGGUAGUGUUAGUGACGACCAUUUUGCUCGACAACUGCGACCUCAAGUCGAUGCUAAUGGUGAUAGCCUAUUCGAGCAGCGAGCAUCCCUAGAUCACUUCAGACCACCUGUUAGUCGACCCUCUCUCAGCCGCUCCAACUCAGACAUUAGCAAACUACGAAACGCCGCCUUGAUCAAUGCCAUGGCUGCCAAUAGUGCCAAUAGCUCUGGUAUUGAAGACGAUAUCGUUCCUCGCCCAUCUCUUGUCCUUGACGACGGCCCUGAAGCAGAAGCUCUCCGACGAUUUCAAGAAAGAGAGGUCAAGAAAGCUUGGUGGGGUGGGUUCGGAGGAAGAAAAUCGAUUGAUAUCGUUGGUCGCAGGUCCACGGACCAUGCAAUGCUGUCAAGUCGGAAAAGUGUCGAUUUCCGGCCCAGCUUGGAUGGAAUUUCAAGUCUUGCCAAGAAGUCAAUGGAUAGCUUGAGCCGACGUAGCAACGAUUAUGCCGCCUUCGAAGGAAGUGAAUGGGAAAUAGAUGUCACUCAAACUUCUACGCGCAAACAAAGAUCCAACUCUUUCCUGUCAAGGUUUUGGAGUUAAAUGCUUUAACCUUUGAUCAAUACCUCUCAUCAUGUUGUACUUUACCCCCCUUUUUCUUUGUUUUUACCCAUGCCCAACCCAUUCAUGCCCCCACUCUUCUCUUUUCAUUGUUCUUUUUCGCCUACCUUCCAUUUUACUUGCUCCCCCAAUCCGUUGACCGGAUACACGACAGCCUUUGUCAACGCAUACAUUGUAUGUAACUGAAAUGCCCACCCCACGUAAAUUAAAUCCUUCCAAGGUUUUG